CCCAUAGCCUCUACAACACAACCAAAGCGCCAAAACUUCUCAGUCUUCCACACAAGAUCAUGGCGGCUUCUUUCAGGGGAACAAAGGCUACCGUGAUGGCCAUCCUGCCCCUCCUGAUGAUGUUGAGUUCCAGCAGCUUUGCCUCGGAGGAAGAAAUGGGAGAGACCAACAUCGUCUGUUACAUGCAUGAUUUGUUGACAGGCAAGAAUGUGACCGCGGUUCCGGUGACUUUGGCGGCCAAUUCGACGGGGUUCGGCACAAUAGUCGCCAUUGAUGAUGCAGUGACGGAAGGUCCUGACCGGCGAUCUGCCAUCGUGGGCAGGGCUCAGGGCAUCUACAUAGCUUCUGCAUUGGACAGUUCCGACUUCCACCUCGUGUUCUCGGUCGUCUUCACCGAGGGAAAGCACAAGGGGAGCACGCUGGAGAUACAGGGAGCCGACCGCUACUUGCAGCAAAAAAGGGAGGUGUCCGUGGUUUCGGGAACAGGCGAGUUCCGGUACGCUAGAGGCUACGCCGUAUUAGAGACGGUUGAGCUUGACCCACCGCUAAAUGCUGUUAUAAAGUUCAAUCUUACCAUCCGCUACCCCGUUGCAGAUUCUUAAAAGGGUUUCCAUCUUGGAUGCAAGAACAGCGUUGAUUGCAAGUAUCACUAAAAAAGUACCUCCUACUGUCCUUUGGAUGUAGAAUUGGUGUGAGUCAGGUCCUUCAAUCGAAACAAAGUUUUAUAUUUGUUUCAUAUGUUGUUUUGUGUAUAUGACAAGCAUAUGUCAAAUAUAGGCCUUAUUAUUAUUAUGUAUA
Molecule: messenger RNA, 798 nt
Organism: Nymphaea colorata (pocket water lily)
Lineage: Eukaryota; Viridiplantae; Streptophyta; Magnoliopsida; Nymphaeales; Nymphaeaceae
Product: dirigent protein 1-like
Exons: 1
Coding region: 60-602 (180 amino acids)
Source: RefSeq, a predicted model, not a curated record